Messenger RNA from Trachymyrmex septentrionalis, 1557 nucleotides. Its product is annotated as RNA-binding protein cabeza-like. The record is from RefSeq and is a predicted model, not a curated record. Bases 240 to 1496 code for a protein of 418 amino acids. Gene Ontology annotation, biological process: regulation of DNA-templated transcription. Gene Ontology annotation, cellular component: nucleus. The transcript is spliced from 8 exons. Lineage: Eukaryota; Metazoa; Arthropoda; Insecta; Hymenoptera; Formicidae. Gene Ontology annotation, molecular function: RNA binding; transcription coregulator activity.
AAAGGUAGCCGUGUCGUUUCACCAUUCCAAUUUGGUUCGUAAGCUCGUAAAGGAGACACGAGACGCGUAAGUAAACAGCGAGGACGGUCCCAUUAGGGACGGAAUAUCUGUGAAGGAAGAAACGAGGAGAAAAAGAAUCCACGAUCCAAAUUGCUCCGAGUCCAAAACGCUCGAGCAAAAAUUACCUUCUCGUCUCCGUCGACGGUAUCUCUUCAUCGUUCAUCCAAAGGAGCGGCACGAUGACGGACAGUCAGUAUUCCAAUUAUCAACAGCAAGGAUAUAAUCAAUACAGCCAGCCACCUCCUGCAACUGGUCAGGAUACAUCGUAUCCACCACCUUCGACUGGCGGGAGUAGCUACAAUCAAUACAGUCAACCACCUCCGAAUUCUGGUAGCAACUAUAGCAAUUACAACAGCUACAGUUCCAACAGUGGUCAAGACUAUCAGUCGCAACCUCAAGGUAGCUACAGCAGUCAAAACAGCUACAGUGGAGGUGGCAGUGGAGACAGCAGUAAUAAUUAUGGUAGCAGCUACAGCGGCGGUGGAGGAUAUAAUCGCAAUUCUAGUUCUUACAGCGGAGGCGGAGGUGGCGGUGGAGGCGGUAGAUACAGCGAUCGUGGCGGUUAUGGAGAUCGCUCCGGCGGUGGUUACAACAGUGGCGGUGGCCGUGGUGGUUAUAACAAAGGGGGCUACGGUGAUCGUAACAGCGGUGGCGGCGACGGAAUGGUUACACAAGAGGAUACUAUUUUUGUAUCCGGUAUGGAUCCAUCGAUCUCCGAAGAAGAGAUUUGUCAACAUUUUGGAGCGAUUGGCAUUAUUAAACAUGACAAACGCACAGGCAAGCCAAAAGUUUGGAUGUACAAAGACAAGAACACAGGAAAGUCGAAGGGCGAGGCGACGGUUACGUAUGACGAUCAAAACGCCGCGCGCUCAGCCAUUAGCUGGUUUGAUGGCAAGGACUUCAAGGGCAGUACAAUAAAGGUGCAAAUGGCCCAGCACAAAAGCAAUUGGCAAGGUAACCGCAUGGGCGGUGGUCGUGGUGGUGGUGGUGGUGGCGGCCGAGGUCGAGGUGGUGGUUUUGGCAGCCGUGGCGGAGGCGGCGAUCGCGAUGAUCAUCAUCGCGGAGGCGGUGGCGAUGAUCGUCGUGAUGGUGGCGGCCGUGGAGGCGACUGGAGGUGUCCUAAUCCCGACUGCGGCAACACAAAUUUCGCGUGGCGGGAUCAGUGUAAUCUCUGCAAGAGCGCGAAACCGGAAGGCCUCGGCGGUUACAGUGGCGGUGGUGGCGGUGGCGGCAGAGGAGGUGGUGGCCGAGGUGGCGACCGCGGAAGCAGAGGGGGUUUCAGGAACGAUCGAGGUGGACGUGGAGGUGACCGAGGUGGCAGAGGCGGUGGCGGUUUCCGUGGUGGAGACCGGGGCGGCCGUGGUGGACGAGGCGGUCCCAUGAGGGGUGGCAGCGGUCGAGGUGACAGAGACAGGGAUCGCCAGCGACCAUACUAAUGUAAUCUUCUUGAGAAAUAUUGACGAUUAAUCCACCAUUACUAUAAUAAACUUGUACACA